Molecule: messenger RNA, 6080 nt
Organism: Phasianus colchicus (ring-necked pheasant)
Lineage: Eukaryota; Metazoa; Chordata; Aves; Galliformes; Phasianidae
Source: RefSeq, a predicted model, not a curated record
AUCUACUUUUUUCUCUUUAACAGAUAUGAUAUCUGCACUUAUAAGAAUAAACCAUGUGGAACUCUGGGCUUGGCCUCUGUGGCUGGAAUGUGUGAGCCUGAAAGGAGCUGCAGCAUUAAUGAAGACAUUGGCCUAGGUUCAGCUUUUACCAUUGCACAUGAGAUUGGUCACAAUUUUGGCAUGAACCAUGAUGGAAUAGGAAAUUCCUGUGGGACCAAAGGUCACGAAGCAGCAAAACUAAUGGCAGCUCAUAUUACAGCAAACACCAAUCCUUUCUCUUGGUCAGCCUGCAGUCGGGAUUAUAUCACCAGUUUUUUAGAUUCGGGCCGUGGUACUUGCCUUGAUAAUGAACCUCCCAAGCGUGACUUUCUUUAUCCAGCUGUGGCCCCAGGUCAGGUGUAUGAUGCUGAUGAACAGUGUCGCUUCCAGUAUGGAGCAACAUCCCGCCAAUGUAAAUAUGGGGAAGUGUGUAGAGAGCUCUGGUGUCUCAGCAAAAGUAACCGCUGUGUUACCAAUAGUAUUCCAGCAGCUGAAGGUACUCUUUGCCAAACAGGAAGCAUUGAAAAGGGGUGGUGCUAUCAGGGAGAGUGCGUUCCUUUUGGCACUUGGCCCCAGAGCAUAGACGGGGACUGGGGUCCGUGGUCAAUAUGGGGAGAGUGCAGCAGGACCUGCGGUGGAGGAGUCUCCUCAUCAAUAAGACACUGUGACAGUCCAGCGCCUUCAGGUGGAGGCAAAUAUUGUCUUGGAGAAAGGAAGAGAUAUCGCUCCUGCAAUACUGAUCCAUGUCCUGCAGGGGCCCGUGACUUUCGAGAAAAACAAUGUGCAGACUUUGACAAUAUGCCUUUCCGUGGAAAGUAUUAUAACUGGAAACCCUACACUGGAGGUGGGGUUAAACCAUGUGCAUUAAACUGCUUGGCUGAAGGUUAUAAUUUUUACACUGAACGUGCUCCUGCAGUAAUAGAUGGGACUCAGUGCAAUGCUGAUUCACUGGAUAUCUGUAUCAAUGGAGAAUGCAAGCAUGUAGGUUGUGAUAAUAUUUUGGGGUCUGAUGCUAAGGAAGAUAGAUGUCGUGUUUGUGGAGGAGAUGGGAGUACAUGUGAAGCCAUUGAAGGUUUCUUCAAUGAUUCAUUGCCCAGAGGAGGCUACAUGGAAGUGAUUCAAAUUCCAAGAGGUUCGGUGCACAUUGAAAUAAGAGAAGUGGCAGUGUCCAAGAACUACAUUGCUCUAAAAUCUGAAGAGGAUGACUACUAUAUUAAUGGUGCCUGGACUAUUGACUGGCCAAGAAAGUUUGAUGUUGCUGGAACAGCUUUCCAUUACAAGAGGCCAACAGAUGAACCAGAAUCUCUGGAAGCUCUAGGCCCUACUUCAGAAAAUCUCAUAGUCAUGAUUCUGCUACAGGAACAAAAUUUGGGUAUAAGGUAUAAAUUCAAUGUUCCCAUCUCUCGUACUGGCAGUGGAGACAAUGAAGUUGGCUUUGCGUGGAAUCAUCUGCCUUGGUCAGAAUGUUCUGCCACUUGUGCUGGAGGUGUGCAGAAACAAGAGGUGGUGUGUAAAAGGUUGGAUGACAACUCUGUUGUACAAAACAAUUAUUGUGAUCCUGACAGUAAGCCUCCAGAAAACCAAAGAGCCUGCAACACUGAGCCUUGCCCACCUGAAUGGUUUAUAGGAGAUUGGUCAGAAUGCAGUAAGACCUGUGAUGGAGGAGUGCGUUCACGAACAGUUCUCUGUAUCAGAAAGAUUGGACCUUCUGAGGAAGAGACACUGGACAAUACCAACUGUUUAACACACCGGCCUAUUGAGAAAGAGCCCUGUAACAAUCAGUCCUGUCCCCCACAAUGGGUCGCUUUGGACUGGUCAGAAUGCACACCAAAAUGUGGCCCCGGAUUUAAACAUCGAAUUGUUCUGUGCAAAAGCAGCGAUCUUUUAAAAACUUUUCCAGCUGCUCAAUGCCAAGAGGAGAGCAAACCUCCAGUCCGCAUCCGCUGUAGUUUGGGUCGAUGUCCUCCUCCUCGCUGGGUUACUGGAGAUUGGGGACAGUGUUCUGCACAGUGUGGUCUUGGGCAACAGAUGCGAACAGUACAGUGUCUCUCGUAUACUGGACAAGCAUCCAGUGAGUGUUCGGAAACACACAGACCUCCAUCAAUGCAACAGUGUGAAAGUAAAUGUGACAGUACUCCCAUUUCCAACACAGAAGAGUGCAAAGAUGUGAACAAAGUGGCAUAUUGCCCACUGGUGCUGAAGUUCAAGUUCUGCAGUCGUGCAUACUUCAGACAGAUGUGCUGCAAGACCUGCCAAGGACACUGACCCACAGAAAGCAUGAGAAUGUGCCUUGUUAUUAUCAUUGUGGAAGAGUGUCUAUUGAAGAGAGCCACACAGCGGAAUAAGAUUGACGUCCUUGGAAAUGCAUUACCCUGUGGAAAACGUAACCACUGGUCAGCCCCAGCUGACAGGAUUUCAAUAUUAUUUUAACUUCUGUGAAGUGGGAUUUAUUCAUCCAAAGUGCUGGACACAGUAUAAGGAGGGCAUGCCAAAUUGGAAAGAUCCACAUAACACAUAUAGAAUAGCUUACUGUGGAACAUUUGUGUUCUUUUGACUCAAUCCAAUAGUCUGUUUACCUCCUUGGACCAUUAAAAUAAUUUUUAUUAUGGACUUAGCAAUGACACUGAAUCCAUUUGUAUUUAAAACUGUUUAAAAUGUAGCUGUUAUGACUUGGUCUACUAUGGAAGUAAAGAAGAAUCAAAAAAAAAGUUAAGUCAUAGCUUAAAAAUGAAAAAUAUUUUAUCUCAUGACACAGCACCACAAUUUAAAUUAUAGAAUGAGUUUGGAAAUGUUAUUUAAGGAGCAGAAAUUUAAAAAAAAAAAAAAAUAUGUAUUUUUCCUUCAUUCCAUCUAAUUCCCUUUGGAGUAAUCCAUAUUUCCUGAACACUGCUGUGAGCCACAUAUAAAGCUAUACUCAGUAGAACAACCAUGAGGGACUUUAUUUUAAAAGGUGCAACAGUUAUUGCAGUGGUGCAUGAAGUACAAGUAUGCUAUGAAAUGAAAUGAAAUCUGCAUUGCAGUUUUAUAACCUUUGUACAAGUGAAACCAAGUUGUCCACUAAAAGGGAAUAUAUUUCAAUUCCAUGGGGGAGGCAGACUCCAAUAGUAGUGAAGGCUGUAUUGCUAGCUCUUUCACUACUACUGUACAGCUUGCUUAGAAUGUAAGACUUUGACUCCAGUGCACUUUUGUUUACAUCACUAUCCACAAAGAAGAAACAAUUUAGUGGGCAUCCAGAUCUGUUUUAUAUGUUACUUUUGAUUCUCCAAGACCAAGAAGUAUCAGUGUGAAAGAUAAGCCUACUGUGUAAUAACAACGAUCCUUUGCAAAGCUGAAAGUUAAAUGGAUUCCAGAUGUUCCCUUCUUUGAUACUGUAAUGGAAGGGUAUUUGUUUAUGAGGAAGAAUAUGUGAGUCUGCUGUUCAGGAGACCAUAUCAUAGUAGACAAGGUUACAACCAAAGACUUGUGGGGAUAUAUAGAUUCUGUUAAAAUGAGAAGUCAGGAAUGUGCUUGAGCUGGGGUACAUGCCAGGCUAAUAGGGGUAAGGCACACUGGAAAAGGGGUGGCUAGAAAUAAGUCUGGCCACCUUGACCUGAAUGGCCAAGUACACAUUUCAAGCUGGAUCAUAUUUAAAGCUUGAGGCAGCUUUCAGUAUGAGAUUGGAAGAAAAUCCAGUCUCUGGAUUAGUAGCUAGAUUCCAUAUGAUUUUAACUAUUUCAAUUAUUCUGCUGCCAUAAUCCACUUACUUCAUAUUAACAUAAUUUUAAUAUUCACCAAUUACCUUACAUUUUUAAAUGUGAAACCAAACUACUUAGUAAAUUCAUAUUCAGAAAUCUACCAUUGAAGAGCAAAAUGUCAUACUCUUCUUCCCCUUCACUUCUCAGUUACAGACUCAACAAGGAGAUAAGAAAAGUGGGUACUAGUUUAUAUUAAUAUGUUGUACUUGAACACUUGCAGUUUGCAGCAGGUACUUGAUGAAUGUGCUUUUUGUGUCCAACUAUGUCUCCUUUGUUGUAGUGCAAUUAAAAUUAUAUGAACAAUAACGCGUUACAAAUUCUAACUCAAAUAGCACUUUUUAAAAACAAGUACACUUUUCAGUGAAAAAUAAUUUCAGAAUAUGAUGAGAUUGAAGUGUAUCAGUGUAUUUUACCAAUAACAAGCCAAAAGUGUUGCACAGUAUUUACUAAUGUGAAUUAACAUGGAGAAGUAGAUACUAUUAAGAGGAUUUGUUCUAUGAAUCACCCUAAUAUACUGACAAUCUCUCAGUGGGGUUUUGUGUAAUCCACAUAUUCAUUACCAUCAAAAAUUUGUCAUCUGCUACCUCUUGCCAGUAUUUUCAUUUUGUUAUGCCUGUGACCAGUGGAACUCUUUUUCAGUUGGCUUGCCUUUAUUCAUGUAUGCUUAUCUACUGCUCUCAUCACUAUGUAAACAACUCCUGUUAAAACUGACACCAGUAAACAGCCUUUGGGAGUUGCACAUAUGGAAUAGAGGCAGUUUGUAGUCCUUCUCAGUUAAGUGAAUCAACUUUCUAUGUUCUUUUGACAAAACACCUUGGUGCUAGCAUGCCCUGGUUAAGUCAAAAUACAAUAAAAGGGAAAGGCAUUGCUAUGGCAUCCUCUAAGCAAGAGGCCUCUCUGUAUCAGGGUCCGGUUUUCUCCAGGGCAUGAUUGUGUUUAUCAGAUAAUGUGUCUUUUCAGUUAACAAGAAAAGGGUUUUUUAUAUAUAUAUUUUUUACCUCACCUAGGACAUGAAAAUGGUAAGGAGUGUUUCCAAAGACACAUUUUGCUCUCUUACUGGUGCUAGAACACUAGGGAGUCCCAUGUUUACUCAAUGUAACAGCUCUGAGGCUGUAAUUUAAAGAACUCCCUGGAGCAACAUUGUAUUGUAUUGUUAAAGGGAACAAAACAGAAUGUAUGUGGAUUUACAAAAACUAAGCAACACUUCAGACAAAUUCAAAGAAAAACAAUUGGUUUCCACAGCACAGUUCAUUGCUGCUGCUACGCUGUAGCCAACUACGUAAUCUAAGCUAAAUAGUGUUAUAUUCCUAAAUAGUGACAAUAGGACUAUUUGUAUAGGCUAUAAAUAUGACAGGCCUAGAAUCAAAUAGUAGAACAUUAAAUACAGAAAUCAGUCUGGUGCCAGUACUUUCACUGAGCAAUUCUAUCAGAUGAAGAAGAUCAAAACAAAGAAAAAUCUACAGAUUAACCCCUUAAGGUGUGUACACCCCAAAAUAGGCCAUUUUGUUAGGAACUUUGUAAUGGAGUGAAUGUUACAUAGAUAUCCUUAAUAAUACAGACUGAAAUUACCUUUGUAUUAUUGUGAUUAGUUGCUUAUUAUUUUAUACUCAGUAUUAAUGUGGUACACUGUUACUUUAUUAUUAUUAUUUUUUGCUUUUUGUAAAUUAUAUUCUAAUUUAUUGUCAUGUUUCUUAACACUUGUUGUACAUGCAAUCUUCUGCUUUUAAUGAAAACAAAAAUAUUGUAACACUUGAUGCAGUGAAAUUCCACACCAGGCACAGAUUUGUUUUUAACAUAGACAAUUUAGUAAAAUAAAACUGCAGCUUUUAAGAAUGAUACCCAUGGUACUGUUGUCUGACUUGCAAUUGUUAGAAUUCUGUAAGCUUAAUGUUUGCUUCAUCAAAUGCAUCAGAAAAUAUAUACGAGAUAUUUUCUUUCAUCUAUACAUUAUGUCAGAAUUCUGUCAUUCAGCAGUUUGUCAUUCGUAAGCAAAAGAGUAAGGCAAAGUCAAGAAUAUGAUUGUGUACAUUAUUAAAUAAUAUUUUAGCCUAAGCAAUAAAUGUAGAUCAAGAAUGAGAUUAAUGGCAGUAAAAUAUCCUGUACUUCUUGGAAUUAUUUCAUUACCAGUCAGUCAACAAUAACAAUAAAAUGUCCUUCUUGCAUUGAGCUUGUAAGGUUUUAUCUGAAGUUUAUCAGAAACCAUAAAUAUAGGGAACAAAGUCAUUUCAGAGGACUUGGUGCUUAGGUUAUUGUUGUUGAGAGAUGCUUCUUUUUCUUACGUGAUGCCAUUAAAAUAUCCUGUAUUGA